This is a messenger RNA of Puma concolor (puma), 1293 nucleotides long. The record is from RefSeq and is a predicted model, not a curated record. NCBI's taxonomy places the organism in Eukaryota, Metazoa, Chordata, Mammalia, Carnivora, Felidae.
AUGCCAGAGACCUUGCAGAGUCUGGCCUCGAAAGCUGCCUCUUUAACUCUACGGGAAGGAGUCGUGUCGCGCAAGUUACUUAACCUCUCUGAGCCUGUUCCCUCCUGCGUGGGCCAGGACUACAAGAUCCCCGCCUCCCAGGAGGAUCUGGAGAACAAAACAGGAGCAAACUUGGUGGACCUCCAGAAGAAGCUAGCAGAGCUUGAACUCGACGAGCAGCAGAAGAAGCGUCUGGAAGCCUUCCUCACCCAGAAGGCCAAGGUCGGAGAGCUCAAGGACGAUGACUUCGAAAGGAUCUCGGAACUGGGGGCCGGGAACGGCGGGGUGGUCACCAAGGUCCAACACAGACCCUCUGGCCUCAUCAUGGCGAGAAAGCUGAUCCACCUGGAGAUCAAGCCGGCCAUCCGGAACCAGAUCAUCCGCGAGCUGCAGGUGCUGCACGAGUGUAACUCCCCGUACAUCGUGGGCUUCUACGGGGCCUUCUACAGCGACGGCGAGAUCAGCAUCUGCAUGGAGCACAUGGACGGCGGCUCUCUGGACCAGGUGUUGAAGGAAGCCAAGAGAAUUCCCGAGGAGAUCCUGGGGAAGGUCAGCAUCGCGGUUCUCCGGGGUUUGGCGUAUCUCCGGGAAAAGCACCAGAUCAUGCACCGAGACGUGAAGCCGUCCAACAUCCUCGUCAACUCCCGAGGGGAGAUCAAGCUGUGCGAUUUUGGGGUGAGCGGGCAGCUCAUCGACUCCAUGGCCAACUCCUUCGUGGGAACUCGGUCCUACAUGUCUCCAGAGCGGUUGCAGGGCACUCACUACUCGGUGCAGUCGGACAUCUGGAGCAUGGGCCUGUCCCUGGUGGAGCUGUCCAUCGGAAGGUACCCCAUCCCCCCGCCGGAUGCCAAGGAGCUAGAGGCCAUAUUUGGCCGGCCCAUGGUUGACGGAGCAGAAGGAGAGCCUCACAGCAUCUCACCACGGCCGAGACCCCCUGGACGCCCCAUCAGCGGCCACGGGACGGACAGCCGGCCGGCCAUGGCCAUCUUCGAGCUGCUGGACUACAUUGUGAAUGAGCCACCUCCCAAGCUGCCCAGCGGUGUCUUCACCCAGGACUUCCAGGAGUUUGUAAAUAAAUGCCUCAUUAAGAACCCAGCGGAGCGAGCCGACCUGAAGACGCUCACGAACCACACCUUCAUCAAGCGGUCCGAGGUAGAAGAAGUGGACUUCGCCGGCUGGUUGUGUAAAACGCUGCGGCUGAACCAGCCCAGCACGCCCACACGCACCGCCGUGUGACGGGGUCCCCCCGGCGCC